AGCGGCAGAGAGGUUAGGGUUCAGAAUGUGUGCGGGAGUUUGAGUGAAGAAAGAAGAGAAAAUGAGACAAUAAAACAGCCAGAGGACAAAAGUGCGCUGUACAUAAAACAACGUAAUGGCCUUGAUACAAGCGGACACCAACGGCAAAGGGAACGGACUAGUCAAUACUCUGCAAAGUGGCGUCAGAAAGGUUUGUCCAAGUUCUAAAACAGCGAACAUGCAGCCAAAGGACACUGAGUUUAGCACACAAGGUCUGCCAAAAGCUUUCCUUCACAGUUUACGAACUUUAUUCGAUAUUCUUGACGACGGAAGACGGGGUUAUGUCCAUAUAUCUGAGAUUGAGAGUCGGUGGCGAGGCGCGGAGGCUCGCGAUUUACCCGCGGGAGUCCUGGAGAGUCUGAGGCGCGUCGCGCCGCGUCACGGCUGCCUGACUUUCGAGCGGUUCGUCGCGGGACUCAGAAACGCGACGUUCAAUCCCGAAAACGGCAGCAGAUCACUUGCUUUAAACUACCAACAGCAGCUGAAACCCCAGCAAAGAGCCACACGUCCGCUCGGACCGAGCAACGGAACUAACCGCCAGAACGGACGGAACGGACCGCAGGACAGCUCUAUCUAUUCCGCGCUUUACCCGGGGCUCUCGGUAGCAUCGCGGGGCUGCGGAAGACUCGAGAGAAAGGACUGUUCGUAUCAAUCCGAUGCGAUACACGUCGGGCAAAACGCGCAUCGGGUCCAAACCAUUGAAUCGCUCGCUCUGGAAUCUCCCGAUGAUCAAAACACAGCGGAGAGCAGUGGUCUGCCCCGGUCAAAGAGUGAAACUAUGACUGGAUUCACUCGAUCCAGACGACACACACGAAGCCGUGACGAACAGAGACGUCACACCAUCACAAAUGGAGUGGAUUAUGGAAUGCCGGCUCGGGCCCCGGGGCCUCGACGCUGCCGUGUGGGCCGCUUACACCACCGUCUUCAUUCCUCUGAGCAGCAGCCUGUUCUCCAGCAGAGCCCUGCACUUCUACCUCUGGCUAAAGCAGAUGAAGGAGCUGGAGCAGGAGAAGGACUCUCUGUUGGCUGGCCUGGACGUGUUGGAGAGAGCCAGAGAAUGGAGUUUUUGGCUGAAUCUUGUCAAAGUCAGUUGGAUGUUGUUCUGCCUAAACUACAGGACGUCACAUGCUGCCUCAACAAUUUACUCUCAUUCUCUGGCAAGAUGUUCCCGUCCUCUAGCUCCACCAGCUCUCCUCCUGCUCCUCCACCUCCUCCGCCUCCUCAGGCCAUCCACAUACUGAAGGAGCAGAACCGGCUUCUCACACAGGAGGUGACAGAGAAGAGUGAACGCAUCACUCAGCUGGAGCAGGAGAAAUCGGCUCUGAUCAAGCAGCUGUUUGAAGCUCGAGCUCGCAGCACUCAUGAUAGCAGUGCUCUCGACUCCACCUUCAUCUGACUAGCAUCAAAUAUCUCCAAUCACACCACACACUCAGUCAUCUGAGACCGAGAAGGACUGGAUUCUCAGAGCUGUUUGAAUAGUCCAAAACAUGAUUCACAGAGGAGCUCUCAUGACUUGACCUGAAGAACACUGGUCUCAGUCUGCUGAGACCAGCAGAAGAAUAAACUGGAUUCCUGUGAGGUUAGAUCAGACGGAACAGAUAAAUACGUCUGAACAGAGGCUGCAGAUGAAGUUCCCACUCGUUUGUCCUGUAUAGUCGACAUGAACAGAAAGUUUAUCUGAACAGUCGAUUGACGAAGGCAGAUACUAUAGGCUUUUCAUUUUGGUUUGGUUUGGCUUAUUUUAGCUGUGUUGCUUUAAUUAGUGUGCUGUUUUCUCUGGAAGAGUAGUGUUUUAAAUUCCUGUCAAUAAAAGUUGACAUGUAAGGUCAAAAGGUUUCUUAAAGACAUGAUUUAGCAUCUUUAAUCAGCGAUGGAUCAUCUGUAUUGUGAUCGAAAAAGGGGAUGGGAUUGGUUCAGUCCAUCUGAAUGUGAACUUGCAGUAGAUUGUAAGAAAAGAGUGAACACAAUGGUCAGUUAAAUACUGCAUUGGUCACUAGAGAGAAGACGUUGACAUGUUGAUUACAAAUUAUGAGGUGUAAAAAAAAAGUUAUAAAUGCACCUCAAGAGCAUUGAUUCUGUUCCAGUCCAGUCCACUUUGUCUGGCUUUGAAUAUUUAAUUAGGAAACCAUAUCAAGCUUUUCUCAGAAUAACAAUAAUAAUGUUAUUGCAUCUGUGAUAUGCUCUUAGAUACCACAGAAAAUGUAAUCUUACGCCAGUUUAUAAAGGGUGUGUUUUAGUAAUGGAAAUGAUUCUGGAGGGAUGUUUUUGUUGAAAUGCUUGGAUUCAUUCUUUAGUAAAGCGUUAAUUGAUAAUUGAGCUCAGAAGGAUUGACAGACACCCUCUAUAGGUAUUUUGUUGAAUAUCAAUUGAAGUAUUCCUUUAAAACUGGAUCUGCAUCUUUUAUGUACAUUUGUCUCUCAGUUGUCUGGUUGCUGGAUGGAGCUGUGAAGGGUUUGUGGUUUGAUUCAUUGCUCAGUUUUAAUCUGUGUUAUCGUUUCAUACAGUGAGUGAUGGUUUCUUUCAUAGAGUUUCCAUUUUAUUUUUUUAGUUGACUGAUAAAACAAGAUUGAUAAACUGAUAAAAUUAGUAUAUUCUGGAUAUUUCGCAAUUUUGUGAAAAACUACUGUGACUUCGUGAGAAUCAUUUCUGUAAAUGUUUCCAAAAUACAUUUACUUUACUAUACAGCAUAUAAUAUAUUAUAAGCACAACAUGGCAUGGAUAUAGAUUUUAGAAAGAUCAAGAAGUGGAAUUUUAGGCCAGAAGGAAACUGAGAAAACAAGGAUGUUUGUGGACGUUUUACACUCAGCAUGAUGAACGUGUUAUUGCAGUCAUCAUCAGAUCCUGCACUGUGGCUUAUGGUUUUUGGGUAUUACAUGGAAUAAAUAAGCUAUCGAGCUGACGGGACGUGUGUUCAUGUUCAUAAUACGAUAAUCAGACAGUAAUUGCAGACACAGUAACAGUGGGAAUGUUUUCCCUUUUAUUGAGCUGAUACUGCAACAUUCACUGGAAAGAACGCAGUGUUUGCCUCAUUCUGCAGGAAGUGAUGCUGAGCGAUGAUCCUUAAAUGAUUAAGAGAGCAACCACUGAAGCUGAAGAACACUAAUGUCAUUACAGGCUUUAUAUUUGCCGUAACUGUGUGUUUUACAUGUGAAUCUUAUCAUUCUGUUGAUUUAUUUCUCAGCAUUUAAUUCUCAUUCUUUUGCAUAUGUAAUCCACAACAAACUCUUCCAUAAUUAAAAGUCCUUCAUUCUUGG
Messenger RNA from Puntigrus tetrazona (Sumatra barb), 3293 nucleotides. It is a transcript of the gene sapcd2, whose product is annotated as suppressor APC domain containing 2. The coding region runs from base 116 to 1435 and encodes 439 amino acids. The record is from RefSeq and is a predicted model, not a curated record. The transcript has 7 exons. Lineage: Eukaryota; Metazoa; Chordata; Actinopteri; Cypriniformes; Cyprinidae.